Messenger RNA from Polychytrium aggregatum, 2097 nucleotides. RefSeq lists its product as uncharacterized. The coding region runs from base 1 to 2097 and encodes 698 amino acids. Gene Ontology annotation, molecular function: monooxygenase activity. The transcript has a single exon. The record is from RefSeq and is a predicted model, not a curated record. Lineage: Eukaryota; Fungi; Chytridiomycota; Chytridiomycetes; Polychytriales.
AUGAGCGGCCUCCCCAACGACCUGGACAUCUAUGGCGAGCAGCCCCGCCGCUUCCUGAUCAUCGGUGGCGGCAUUGCCGGCCUCACCCUCGCCGUCGCCAUCAAGCGUGUUGCUCAAAUCACCCGCCUCCCGCUCCAACCCAUCAUCUUUGAGGCCAAGCAAACCUACGACUACGACAUCCACGCUCACCACACUCUGUGGCGGUGGGCCGUCGAGCUGCUGAUCGAGCUGGGUCUUGGCAAGAAGCUCGGCAAGAUAUCGUCACCGAUCCUCAACUACGUCUCCGAUGACGCCGAAACCAAUGUCGAGCUCGUCCGCUGGCCGCCCACCGUCGACACCCCACACAGCCCGCUGCCGGACGAGGCCGACCUCGGCAACCUCAAGGUCCCGCCCAUGUUGGCCCUGCGAAAGAUCGACCUGGUCCGUCUGCUUAUGAUGGCCUUCUCGGGCAAGUUUGACGACGAGCUCGAGGGCGACCUCCGUGUCGAGGCCGCCAACAACAGCGACCUGGUCACCCACGCCGCCGAGGGCGUCGACGCUGACCUGGCUGCCGACGGCUGGUUCGAAGGCGAGGGCUGGGAGUUCCUCUUGCCUGAUUUGCGCCUAGACCACGAGCUGGCCUCCUACAUGAUCUCGCCCUCCACGGGCUUUGUCACCGCCAGCUUCACCAACGGCUCGGUCGAAACCGGCACGAUGCUCAUCGGCGCCGACGGCAUCCACUCCAAGGUCCGCAGUCUCAUGUCGGGCGGUCGCCUCAACCCCCACCACGCCGGCGCCUGCAUCUUCAGCGGCAUCACUCGUAUCCACAUGCCUCCCGUUGACACCCCCGACGAGCUCGAGGACGGCCGACAGAUCCCCGACCUGAAGAAGGAGGACGUUGCAAAGUUCUGUGGCGACGGCGUCUCGCACUCAGUUGUCGGCAAGGGCGUCUCCUUUGGCUCCGUCAACAUCGGCAACGGUAUGAUCGGCUGGAACAUGAUCGUCUCGCAGCAGGAUCCUCAGCAGCACGUUGGUCGCUUUACCAUGGCCAAGCGCCGCCAGCUCGUCGGCGCCGUCAUGGCCGCUGCCCCGCGUGCCUCGGUCAUCGUGCCCCCCUCGACGCCACCCCCAGACAUCACCGACGUCGAGACCGACGUCACCAACCCCGAGGACAAGUGGAUGACCACCCGGAACUCGGGUCCUCGCCUCAGGUCGCCGCUGUCAUCGUCGUCGUACACCGUCUUUGACGAGCCUGAGGAGCUUGGCCCCGAUGACGCCCCCGAACCUGCGUCGCCGCCCGCGUCGACCCGCUCGCGAUCCUCGGCCAACUCGGCCAUCCUCGCCGAGAGGCGAUCGCGCCACCGCACGAGCCAAAGCACAAAGUCCCUCACCAGCAACCCCCGAUCGCGAAGCUCGCGCGUCAGCAGCAUGCGCGUGUCUGUUGCGAUGGAGGAUGAGGUUCUCUCGCAGCUGUCGCGCGGCAGCAUCGAUGGCCCGGCUCUGCUCCCCGAUCUGGCCGAGCCCGUCGGCAAUCUCACCGCCCUGGAGACCCGCACGCUGGCCCUUCGACUCACCCAGCCUCUGGAGCUCCCGCACCCGGUCCGCGCCAUCAUUGCCCGGUCUGAUCCGUCCUCGGUCGUUGUCGAGGACGUCAUGGACAUGGCUGACGAGCUGUCCGAGAGCUACGCCGGCCCACAGGGCCACGCCGGUCGCAUCGUACUGAUCGGCGAUGCUGCCCACGCCAUCGCCACCAACGCCCAGGGCUCCCUCGGUGCCUCGCUUGCCAUCUCGGACGCCGUCUUUGUUGCCAAGCUCAUUGCCAAACACCUGCUCAAGGACUACUCUGGAUAUCACGACAACCACAACCUCGCGCAGCUGGCCAAGGAGUACGAUCAACACCGGGUGUCGAUGUGCAACUCGAUUGUCCGCGAGGCCAGAGCCGAAGGAGGCUGGGGCCGCACUGGAAACGGCUGGGUCCGCAGUUUGUGGCGAUUCAGCCAGGUGUAUACGCCGCAGGCCUGGAAGGGCCUGAGUUAUGUUCAGAUGCUGACCCGUGGCCGGAUUCCCUCCAAGGCCCUGGACCUGAUGGAUCUCAGCCUUGCCCAUAGAAGUAACUAG